Molecule: messenger RNA, 1436 nt
Organism: Megalobrama amblycephala (Wuchang bream)
Lineage: Eukaryota; Metazoa; Chordata; Actinopteri; Cypriniformes; Xenocyprididae
Gene: rab20
Product: RAB20, member RAS oncogene family
Exons: 2
Coding region: 280-1017 (245 amino acids)
Biological process (GO): intracellular protein transport
Cellular component (GO): endomembrane system
Molecular function (GO): GTPase activity; GTP binding
Source: RefSeq, a predicted model, not a curated record
GAUUCAUUGGCGAAUCGGACAACACUACCACUAAACCCAACUCGAAAGUUCUGUAGUUAGAAAAUCGCAGUCGUUACUCAUUUUAUUUUUUUAAACUUGCUAUUGAAUUUUCUGACUUAACCCACACGGAUGGGAUUUAUUUCACCAAGCUUUGUACGGAGGACGUAAUAAGAUUAUGCACUUUAAAUCGCAGGCUGCGAUAGCCCGUCCUCUGGAUUGUUUAUGUGGUGAUUUUACCUGUAAGAGUUGAGUGUGCGUGAGUGGCAUGUGUUUGGAGACAUGCCUCAAGCCACAAGGACCAAGAAACCCGACGUGAAAGUCGUCAUUCUGGGGGACAUGAACGUAGGAAAGACUUCUCUCCUCCACAGAUACACGGAGAGGAAAUUUAAGGACACUAUAAGCACAGUCGGAGGGGCGUUCUUUCUCAAACAGUGGGGACCCUACAACAUAUCCAUAUGGGACACUGCAGGUCGAGAGCAGUUCCAUGGUCUGGGCUCCAUGUACUGCCGUGGCGCGGCUGCAGUCAUCCUCACCUAUGACGUUACCAACUGGCAGAGCCUCGCUGAGCUGGAAAACCGCUUCCUGUCCCUGACUGACACUGCCAACACUGACUGCAUAUUUGCCAUAGUGGGUAACAAAGCAGACCUUACCGACACUCUCGCUCAAGGGCCAGACACAGAGAGUGAGCAAGGGGACAAAUCCCAGUCUGUGGUCAUGUGUCCGACUCCUCCCGCCACUCCACUCCAGCACAAACAAGUCAGCAGAGAGGACGCUGUCGCUCUGUAUGGCCGCGUGCUGCGCUACAAAGGCCUGGAGGAGAAGGCCUGUCUGCCUGCUGAGAGAAUGUGCUUUGAGACAAGUGCUAAAACGGGUUACAAUGUGGAUGUUUUGUUUGAAACCCUCUUUGAUCUAGUUCUGCCCUCCAUCCUGAAGAAAAGGAGUGAAGGAGAGAGUUCAACUGUGGACCUAGAGAUGCCAAUGGAGGUGAAAAGGACUAAAGCAGGAUGUUGUGCCUAGAGCCGAACAAACAUAGGAAACGCGAGGAUUAUGGGAAUGUGUUGUCAAUCAGUGCCAAAGGAGGAAUGGAUAUAAAUUAUACCACCACUAAAUUUAAACUGACACUGCUAUGUGUUUUUUUGUUUUUUUUUUAAUUAAUAAAAUAAUAAACAGUAUUGAUACAAACUUUUUUGGAGGGAAUUAAAAGAUAGUAGCACUUGGUGAUCUUGCUGAAUAGUUUGUUUGUUCAGUUUUAAUUAUGUGGAAUAGUUUUACUUUUUGUUCUUUGCAUUAAUGGAAUAGAAUGGUCAUGAUUUGUUUUUGUUUUUUUAAUUGAAAUUAUAUCUACAUUAUAUUUUGUGAAAAUUAUAUCAACACUUUCUGAUACUGCCUCUCUUAUUCUAAUGUGAGAAAAAUAAAAAAAUUCUUAAAUCUUGGAA